AUGAGCCAGCCACCGCCCCCUCCCCCUCCUCAUGGGAACAAUCCCAGAACAACGGCUGGUUCGGCACCUUCCCCCGGUUCUGGACUUCCACGAGGGAAAUACGAUGUUUUUAUUAUUCCAGAACACUCGGCCGGCGCUGGUUUCCUGUACCUGCCCUCCCUGAGGCCCCAGUGGAACAGCUUCUUCGCUGGCAUCGCCUGUUCAGUGAUCGUGCUGCUGGUAUUCAUCAACUUCGCACCGAUGAUUGCCCAGGUCUUAUGGAGCUUGAGGAACUUGGGCGCGAUGGGAAACCUGCUAUGGGCGGCAAUGGCAGCCAUGCUGUUCUUCUUCGGACGAAUGCAAGGGGAGAGCUCUUCCGCGAAAUUCUAUGAGAGUCGAGCGAAUGGAAGUGGCCAGAAUCCCGGUGCUGGAUAUGGAGGAGCCAAAUCAGAAUGGUACACCCCUCCCCCGAACCCCGGUCCCACACCCAACCAAGCCCCGCCACCUCCACCUCCGCCGCCUACUGCGGAGGACGAGCAUGAGCCUCGUGGCGGCUCAUACAGGUCGUCAUGGGAGGAGGAGCCACGCCCACCACCGCAGCCACAGCCAAAGGCUAAUCCUCCCGCACCAGAACCGAAGCCGGAGCCAAAGCCGGAACCCAAGGCAAGACCGGAACCGAAGCCAGAGCCAAGGCGGACGCCAACCCCGGAACCCACACCGGAGCCAAAGGCAGAACCUAAGGAGCCGAAACCUAAGAAGAGAUCGAAGAAGGAGCGCAGAGCCGAGGAGGCUGCCAAAGCCGAAGAGGCCGCCAAGUCUGCUGAGGUUCCCAAGCCUGCAGAGCCUCCUAAACCGAAGGAGAUGCCGAGGCCCAAGGAGGCCCCGAAACCGGCCGAAGCACCCAAACCAAAGGAGGUCCCAAUACCAGCUGAACCACCUAAGCCAAAGGAAACCCCCAAGCCGAAGGAGAUUCCAAAGCCCAAAGAGGUACCGAAGCCGAAGGUCCAGCCACCUCCACCACCGCCAACUCCUCCUCCUGCUGAGGAGCGACCCAAGACUCCGGUUUCCCAGCCGAGCCCGACCAAGGGCACUAGCGCUUGGGAGAAAGCAAGAGAAGAGACACGGAAGCGCAUAGAGGAGCAGAAGGCCAAAGAGGCCGAGCAAAAGCGGAAAGAGGAGAUGGCCCGGCGGUUGAGAGAGCUUCGCGAGCGCGAGGCCAAGGAGCGCGAGAAGCGGGAGGCCGACAAGAGGGAGAGAGAGGAAAGAGACCGCCUCAAGAAGGAGCAAGAGGAGAAGGAAAAGGAAAGGAUCGAAAGAGAGUUGAGGGAGAAGCUGGAGAAGGAGAAUCGUGAGAUUCGUGAGAAGCUCGAAAAGGAAAUGCGCGAAAAGCUUCAAAGGGAGCUGAGAGAACGCGAGGCCCGUGAGCGCAAAGAACGUGAAACCCGCGAGAGGUUGGCGAGAGAGCGUGAGGCUAGGGAGAAAGCCGAACGUGAAGCCAGGGAAAGGGAGAUCGCGAGGGAGAAGGAGGAGCUGCGACUCAAACUUGAGCAGGAGCGCCAGGCCGCCCGAGAAAGAGAGGCCAAGGAAGCUCAAGAGAGGAAAGAACGUGAAGAGCGUCUGACUCGACUGCGAAAGGAAAGAGAGGAGCGCCUCAAGAGGGAGGAGCAAGCCCGCAAGGAAAAGGAAGAGAGGGAGCAGAACGAACGGAGAGGGACGUCAUACGCCUACUCGUCUGUCGGUGAGAAGACGAGCAUGUGGCCCAAUGGUAAACCACCCAGCGUUGCUCCCUCAGAAUCUGCUUGGUCAGCCCCAACUCCUCCAAGAGCUGCUUCACCGCCUCCUCCAUCUCCAACAAAGCCUGCACCAUCGCCAGUUCCACCCAAGCAUACAUCCAUUCCUCGGCCAGCACCAGCUGCCCCAACACCACCACCAGCUGCCCAAUCCCAGUACCAGCCCCCGCCACAGAAGCAGCCUACCCCCAAGCCAGCAGCAUCGUCAACAGGUACAGCAGAUGAAUACUCGUUCCGACCGUACGACACGCCGAAGAAGUCGCGGAAGAAGUCAGAAACUGAUUUCUCCGAGUCUUCCUAUGCCCACUCGGCCUCGACCGCGAGAACCACGCCCCCGCCGCCGAUGAGAGAGCCAUACACAACCAACGACCCGAACAAGAUCGUCAUUCGAGCGGUGUACGCCUACCUCAACGAGUUUUCCAAGACGCCGGCGCAGCAGCUUAUCUCGGGCAUCAAGCCUGUCACGGACGGUCUCAUUCUGCGAAUCACGAGCGCGGGACUGUUCGUCGACGACGACGUACGAGGCGUGGCACAAAGGGAGUGGGACGUCAAGGCCUGGACUCUUAAGCAGAUCGAGAUCUGGUGUCCCACCCACGCGCAGAAUGCCUCCGCUUCUAGUGCCCCAGGUUCGAUCCCUACCAAUCACCCCUUCUUCAAGACCAUGCCUACCCGUCCCCGCGCUGCUGAGCGUGGUGCGACCAAGGUCAUGAUUGGCGAAGAGGCGCUGGAGUAUCUAAGUGAGUUCUCGCGAUGCUGCAAGGGUACGUGUCGCCGUGGCCAGGCCUCGGCUGGUGGACCUCCGGCUAGGGGCCUGCAUCUUGUCCGGGCCACGCAGAGGGAUGCUGGUGGCAAGAGAUACCUUUUUGUGGUGGAUGAGGAGGAGGGAUGGAAGAUUGCCGAUGGCAUCGCGGCCCUCAGGGGCAGUGGCCAAGUCAGAGCGCUUGGCGUGGCUGGUUUCAGCAGCCUUGAGUCGAGGACAGUGCUGGACUCGCUCGGUUUCCAUCAGUAG
Messenger RNA from Podospora anserina S mat+, 2778 nucleotides. RefSeq lists its product as uncharacterized. NCBI's taxonomy places the organism in Eukaryota, Fungi, Ascomycota, Sordariomycetes, Sordariales, Podosporaceae. The transcript has a single exon. Bases 1 to 2778 code for a protein of 925 amino acids. The record is from RefSeq and is a predicted model, not a curated record.